This is a messenger RNA of Diabrotica virgifera virgifera (western corn rootworm), 1608 nucleotides long. Its product is annotated as 5-aminolevulinate synthase, erythroid-specific, mitochondrial-like. NCBI's taxonomy places the organism in Eukaryota, Metazoa, Arthropoda, Insecta, Coleoptera, Chrysomelidae. Gene Ontology annotation, molecular function: 5-aminolevulinate synthase activity; pyridoxal phosphate binding. The transcript has a single exon. The coding region runs from base 117 to 1496 and encodes 459 amino acids. Gene Ontology annotation, biological process: erythrocyte development; heme biosynthetic process; hemoglobin biosynthetic process. The record is from RefSeq and is a predicted model, not a curated record. Gene Ontology annotation, cellular component: mitochondrion.
AAACUUUGUUGAAGGCUGUUUUUAAAUGUCUAAUAGUAUUUAAUAAGGUUUUUGUACGGUUUCUUUUGCUUCAAUUUAAAUUAGAAAUCUAAUAAUUGUUGCAUAUCUGCUAAACAAUGCCUUGUCCAUUUCUCUCAAAAUUGAAUACAGCAUACGUCCAAACGUAUGCCGUACUUCUACUGCAGUUAUAUAGUAAACAUUGUCCUGUUAUAUCCAGAAUAUUAUCAACAGCUGCUAAGAAUGACGACGAUUUUUUUGACUACGAUCAUUUCUUCAAUCAGCAAAUAAUUAAGAAAAAGAAGGAACAUUCCUACAGAGUAUUUAAAACCAUAAAUCGACUGGCAGGGCCAGGUGAGUUUCCCACAGCCAUAGAAUACUCCUAUAAACACGCUGAGAUAAUCGUUUGGUGUUCCAAUGACUAUUUAGGAAUGUCGUCCCAUCCUGAAGUUAAAGCAGCUGCCAGAGAAGCUCUGGAACUUUACGGAACUGGAGCUGGAGGUACUCGAAAUAUUUCGGGAAAUUCACUUCUUCAUGAACAGCUGGAACAUCGGCUUGCCCAGCUGCAUAACAAAGACUCUGCUUUACUGUUUACAUCUUGCUUUGUUGCUAAUGAUUCUACUUUGUGCACUAUAGCUCAAGCCUUACCAAAAUGUCAAAUCUUUUCUGAUUCUGGAAACCACUCAUCGAUGAUCCGUGGGAUUAUUAACAGCAGGGUACCAAAGCAUAUAUUUAGGCACAAUGAUCCGGUACAUUUAAAACAUUUGCUUGAAAGUGUGGAUCGAAGUAUUCCUAAAAUAGUAGUAUUUGAAACUGUACACUCAAUGUCUGGAGAUGUGGUUCCAUUGGAGGAAUUUUGUGAUAUUUCACACAAAUACGGUGCGCUUACUUUUGUCGAUGAAGUACACGCUGUUGGUUUGUACGGUGAACACGGUGCAGGAAUUGGAGAAAGAUAUGGUGUUAUGCACAAAAUGGACAUCAUAUCAGGUACACUAGGCAAAGCGUUUGGUACUAUGGGUGGCUAUAUAGCAAGCACUACUGCUCUAGUUGAUAUGGUAAGAUCAUACGCACCAGGCUUUAUAUUCACUACUGCACUACCUCCAGCGGUUGUUGUUGGUGCUCUUAAAUCUAUUGACAUUUUAUCCUCGCAAGAAGGAGCAAAUUUAAGACAGCAACAUCAAAGCAACGUCAAGUAUUUGAGAAACUUAUUAAUAGAUAAAGGUUUUCCCGUUGAACCUACUUCAAGCCAUAUGAUCCCCAUAAAAAUAAAAAAUCCUAUUAAAUGUAGUGCCAUUUGUGAUAUUUUACUCAAAGAAAAAGGGCACUAUAUUCAAGCUAUUAACUACCCUACAGUGGCUAAGGGAGAAGAACAAUUGAGACUAGCUCCAACACCUCAUCAUUCCAAAGAAUUAAUGGAACGGUUAGUGGAAGAUUUAAAUAAUGUAUGGUUAUUCUUAGGACUUUCCUUGGUUGACCAAAGCAAUAACACAAGCUCCUAGUACUGUAACUAAACAGAUAAGUAAUUCAAAAUAGUAGUUAGCGGAUUAUUCCAAAUACUUUCCUUUUAUACUCUUUAUCAAUACUACACCUUCACAAGAUUAAACCAAGAAA